AUGUCCUCCCAAACCACCUUCACCCACCGCACCACCAUCAUCACCGGCGCAAACACAGGCAUCGGUCUCGCCACAGCCCGCCACCUCCUCCGUCUACAAAACGGUACGGGCACCCUAAUCCUAGCGUGUCGAAACCCCACCUCUGCUGCUUCGGCCCGGGAGGCCCUCCUCGCGGAAUUCCCCUCCACCAAGACAAAUAUCCGGAUUGAACAUCUCGAUCUGUCUUCCUACGGUAGUGUACGGUCUUUCGCGAACGAGAUUCGUAAAGAGGUGGAUGUUCUGGACUUGCUUGUUUUGAAUGCUGGGAGUGCGUUCUUCGCGGGGUUUGAAAGGGGGGUGGAGGGGCAUGAAAGGACGGUGCAGAAUAUGUUUCUUUCGAAUGUGUUAUUACUCUUGGAGUUGUUGGGGUUGUUGGAGAGGAGUGCGGGGAGGGUGACGUGGGUGGGAAGUCGGAAGGCGUAUGAGGGCCGGGGGGAUUUUGGGGUGUUGGAUGAGGAAGAGAGGUAUGAUAUGAUGAAGCGGUAUGGGGAGGUGAAGUUGCUAUGUUUGGGGUUUUUUUAUGAGUUGGGUAAGAGAUUGGAGGAUGGAAAGGUGGUCGUGAAUAUGGUUUGUCCGGGGGCGGUGCGGACAGGUCUGGCGAGGAAUUUGCCUGUGUGGUAUGUCCCGCUGGUUUGGGUGUAUCAGAAACUGAUGAGUAAGAGUGCGGAGGAGGCGGCGGGGUUGGUGGUGAAUGCCGGGGUUGUGGUGGGGAGGGAUAGUCAUGGGGUGUUUUUUGGGGAUGAGGAGGUUGAGAGGAUGCAUCCGUUUUUUGAAUCCGAGGAGGGGAAACGGUUUCGAGAGGGGGUUUGGGAGGAGACCAUGGCGGAGAUGAAGAGGGUGGUGGUCGUUCCGGAGUAUCUUUUGGCGGGGUCUGGGUGAUUGGAAGAUCUAUUGCAUUUAUGUUGGUUGAUUGGGGGGCAUAGGUUUGGAUUGCUGGGCGGUGACUGUUUAUAUGUCUGUAGGGCUCAGUAGUGUGGGAUUAGCCAAGCUAGUCCUGAACAAGGAUACCAUGCAUUAUGAGGAUAGAAUGCGCUUAUCAUUCACUAGGUAUAUCAUUAAACACCACGUCGGAUCGAAUCAUCACUCAGCCAUGGAUCCUCAAUCAGUCCUUUUGCUGUCUUCCUGUCAUCGGGAAGCCACUGAAGCAUUUUUCUCGCAAACGACAGGAACUGAUCCUUUUGCUCUCCAUCCAGUGCUUUGACUGUAUCCUCAAUUUUCAAUGUGUGUGGGAUCAAGUGAUUAUGC
Messenger RNA from Aspergillus sclerotioniger CBS 115572, 1284 nucleotides. Its product is annotated as NAD(P)-binding protein. NCBI's taxonomy places the organism in Eukaryota, Fungi, Ascomycota, Eurotiomycetes, Eurotiales, Aspergillaceae. The coding region runs from base 1 to 918 and encodes 305 amino acids. The record is from RefSeq and is a predicted model, not a curated record. The transcript is spliced from 3 exons.